UCACGGCAUUUUACCAUUAGCCCCUCGCCUUCUCGCUGUUCCAUAUCCUCGAGAGAGGAAAACGGAAAAGAAAAAAAAAAUUCAAAAUUUUCUACGAGCUUCUCUCGACCCAAUAGAUUCUCUUCCCCUGCAAAAUAGAUUGCGAUUGGAAUUAGCUAACCAAUCCGCCAUUGCUCCAAUCUUUCGCUUCUCUUCUCUUCCUCUCUUCAUUUUUCUCUACUCUCCCUCACGCUAGGGUUUUGUCCGAAGCCCAAACACAAAUUUUAGGGUAUAGACUUUCCAUCGGCUUCCGGAAGCUCAAAAAAAAAAUUUCAGCCAGUUUCUGGGCACUGAAUGGUUUAGACGGCUAUGGAACAGCUGACUGCUGGAACUGUGUAGCCGCAGAAUGCCGGGAAUCCCUUUGGUGGCUCGUGAAACUUCCUCGCAUAGCCGAAGUGCGGAUCAGAUGUGCCGUGAUGAUGGUCGUGUGCGAUUGUCUGCUGAAGAAGAAAUGGCAGCUGAGGAAAGCCUCUCCACUUAUUGCAAGCCCGUUGAGCUCUACAACAUCCUCCAACGUCGGGCUAUUGGGAAUCCGUUGUUUCUACAGAGGUGUUUGGAGUACAAGAUACAGUCAAAGAAUAAAAGGAGAAUACAAAUGACAGUUUCACUUUCGAUGACACUCAAUGGAGCUUCUCAAUCUCCUAGCCCAUUUCCUCUGUACAUUUUGCUGGCAAGACUUGUUUCAGAGAGUUUGACUCCAGAGAAGCAUUCUGCAGUUUUUCGGUUUAGUCGAGCGUGCAUUAUGAAUGACUUUGCUGGAGUUAAUGGGAGUACACAAGCACAAGCACAUUUCCUACUUCCAGAAUCUAAUAAGCUAGCAUCGGAAGCAAAUUCUGGGUCACUUUCUCUCUUACUUGUCAGCUUCGCUGGAGCUCAGAAUGCAGUGCAUGGACUUGAUUUGACCAAGAGUCAUGUAGGUCUGGAAUUCCUAUCCCUUUUGAUCUGAUAUAAAAUGUUGCAACUGUUUCUUAGGUGUUAUUGUGCAUAUUAGUAUGUGCCAUGGGUCUUCUGGAUAUUGAUGAGUUUAUUUUUUACUUCGUGUAAGAGAUUCUGGCGAAGCAUAAGCUGGCCGAGGGUUGGGUAAAUUGUCUGCUGUGUUACACUAUAGUUUAGGAUGAAUUAUAAUUCUCUAUGGCCUCUGCAUUGAUGCUUCAGAAUAAAUUUGGAUGCAUACGGUGAAUAGAAUAAGUAGGAUGAAUCAUCUCUUAAGCUGGACCCUGGAGGUGCUGAUACCUUUGUAAAUUAUUAUGGUUUCUUUUUGUUUGUUAUCCAAGUCUUCUUUUGUUGGUCUAUUUGUUUUUGUUUCAUGACAGAAAAUGUUGGAGGAUGCUGCCUACUGGGCAAGAUACAACUAGAGUCACUCUAUGCUUCAUGGCAGAAGUCUCCAAACUUAGCCUUGGGACAACGAGUAGAGGUUGCAUCAGCUGUGGACAUGUAUUCAUGCUUCUUAAAGUUGAAUUGUUCAAACGGUGAUAAGUGUGUUUUUGUACAAAUUCCAAAAGGGUCUGAGAAUGAUGCUUCGCAAGUGCAGGUCAAUGUCUCUGCUGAAGAAAUUGGAGCUAGGGAAAAGUCUCCCUAUCAUUCAUACACAUGCAGUGAUGUUUCUUCUUCCUCCUUGUCUCAUAUUAUUAGGUUGAGGGCUGGAAAUGUUGUUUUCAAUUAUAGGUACUAUAAUAAUAAGUUGCAGAAGACCGAAGUAACUGAAGAAUUCUCUUGUCCAUUUUGCUUGGUAAAAUGUGGAAGCUUUAAGGGUCUGAGAUACCAUUUGCCUGCCUCACAUGAUCUCUUCAACUUUGAGUUCUGGGUAACUGAAGAAUUUCAAGCAGUAAAUAUAUCCGUUAAAACCGAUGUUUGGAGGUCUGAGGUUGUUGCUCGUGGUGUUGAUCCAAAGCAGCAAACAUUUUCCUUUUGCUCAAAGAAAUCGAGGCGCAGGAAACCAAAAAGCCAUGUUCAACAAGUAAAGCAUGUCUAUCCUCUGAUCUUUGAGUCAAACCACCAUGCUGGAGCAUGUGACCUUCAUGAUAAAGCUAAUGGUGGCAAGAGCAUGGUAAGCAUCAGCCGUGGUGCUGCAGACGGUGCAGGAAAAGUUUCUUCUGUCUUUGAUGAAAUUGGGGCUUCAGUUUCUGGAGCACAAGGGCACCAGGAAGCUGAAGGUGUUCAGUUGGCAUCUGAUAACAGUGUUGUUCCUCCUGCAAUGAUACAAUUUGCCAAGGCGAGGAAGUUAUCUGCUGAUCGGUCAGAUCUGAAGAACCGCAGCCUUCUUCACAAACGACUGUUUUUUCACUCACAUAGAGCUCAGCCAAUGGCAUUGGAGCAAGUGCUAUCGGAUGUGGACAGUGAGGAUGAAGUUGACGAUGAUGUUGCAGACUUCGAAGAUCGAAGGAUGCUUGAUGACUUUGUUGAUGUGACCAAGGACGAGAAACAUAUAAUGCACUUGUGGAAUUCCUUUGUCCGGAAGCAGAGAGUCCUGGCCGAUGGGCACAUCCCGUGGGCGUGUGAGGCAUUCUCCAGGCUCCAUGGGAAAAGCCUCUUAGCAGCUCCAGCCCUACUCUGUUGCUGGAGACUGCUGAUGGUAAAACUGUGGAAUCACGGGCUGUUGGAUGCACGCAGCAUGAACAAAUGCAACCUGGUUCUGGAGGGAAUUCAGAAGCAGGAUUCGGAAGGCGGGAAAAGCUAAAGUCGAACUUCUGGAAGAAGAGGCAACCCUAGCCAAAGGCUCAAACAGUUGAAAGAGUUGGCUCAUCAAGCGUUUUGCAGGCUGAGCUUCAAGAAGCUCUCAUAGUGUUUGUAUUGUUGUUUAUAUUAAUUCUCAUUUCAUCGUCGUUGCAAAGCUGUAAUAGUGAUUGGCGACGUUAAGUUAAAACAGAGGGACUGAGUGCCAUUUGUAAUGAUGUCUCCAACAUUUGGAAUUCGACAUUCGACAUUGCCCGUUUGUGAGAAGAUCAUACUGAUUGGUACGGUUGAAAACAAAA
Molecule: messenger RNA, 3011 nt
Organism: Linum tenue
Lineage: Eukaryota; Viridiplantae; Streptophyta; Magnoliopsida; Malpighiales; Linaceae
Source: the annotation of a GenBank genome assembly